AUGACCGCGGCCCCGCGAGUUUUGGCACUGGCCACUCUGCUGGCGGUCGGGGCUCAGACUCUGUCCUACGGCGGCUCGGACGGCCGUCACGCGGCCUCCGGCGUCGAACGGUACACGAAACUCGAUCGGUUCCUCCACGACCGGCUGGGCCUGGCCGGCGUCUUCGGCGUCGGCGGUGUCGGCAACCGGUCCAGCCCACCGGCGCCGACCACCGACCGGGGACUGUUGUCCAGGACGACUGCUGCCGUACCCGAGGACGAGGACGACGACGGCGCGGAUAACGAAGACGGAGAUGACGAUGAUGACGACGACGAGAAGGACGAACAGGACGAGGUGACUCCCGGGCCUUUCGUCAGGCUGCGGCACAGGAAUAGUCAGGCUGCGGUGGCGGCGGCGGUGGCGGCUGAGAAGGACUUAGACGUCUACGGCAAGGACAUACAGAAACACGAACCAGCAAGAACCAUGUCACCGCUAUCAGAAAAUAAAUGGAAAUUUCUCGGUUCUAGGAAGGCUGUGGAAGAAACUUUCCGUAGUUCACACAGAAUUAAUGUGUUGCAAGGGCAAGGUGAUAGCGAAGGAGGUGAAGCUUACAAGCAUCAAAUGAGAAUUUCGAAAGAGGCGUCUUGCAAAGUACCUAGAUCUAAAGUGAUCAAGGUAACUGACAUAUACCCCAGCUCGAAUAAGAAAUAUUUACCUGCGUGUACAAUUCUUCAUGUUUGCGCUGACGAUACAGGUUGUUGUAAUAGUCCAACACUGAAGUGUGGGCCGAAGACUUCACAGCCAGUUUAUUUGCCCUUUCUAGUUUACACAUUACCCGGACUGGGAGACUGGAAGUCGCCUGAACAAUCGUCAAUCCAGAAAUCGUUACUUUUUUACAACCAUACAGAAUGCGAGUGCCAGUCAAGAACGGACGACUUGAUGCCCAGAGACACGAUGCCAACUGUUUCCGUGGUAAACCCAGAUCCGCCGCUGCCGUUCAGGCACAGACCCGAAAAAAAUAAUCAGAACAGUUGCAAGUGUCCCACGGAAUACACUGUACGUUAUUCAACCAACGGUUCAUGUUCGUGUGACUGUUUCGACAAACAACGAGAGUGCAUCCGAUAUAAGAAAGGCAACGUGUAUUUUAAUCAUCUAGAUAGAUACUGCAUUACAUCGGGUCAGUGUGUGCUGCCAAUGUGUGAAUAUGGCAUUUACUCUUCUCGAACCGGACGUUGCCCAAAACAAUUUGAGACUCUAUAUUCGUUACAGAAGAAACAUUACUUCUAA
This is a messenger RNA of Macrosiphum euphorbiae (potato aphid), 1266 nucleotides long. The record is from the annotation of a GenBank genome assembly. NCBI's taxonomy places the organism in Eukaryota, Metazoa, Arthropoda, Insecta, Hemiptera, Aphididae.